Messenger RNA from Ipomoea nil (Japanese morning glory), 2114 nucleotides. Its product is annotated as nodulation-signaling pathway 2 protein-like. Gene Ontology annotation, molecular function: DNA-binding transcription factor activity; sequence-specific DNA binding. Gene Ontology annotation, biological process: regulation of DNA-templated transcription. Gene Ontology annotation, cellular component: nucleus. The transcript has a single exon. Bases 189 to 1646 code for a protein of 485 amino acids. NCBI's taxonomy places the organism in Eukaryota, Viridiplantae, Streptophyta, Magnoliopsida, Solanales, Convolvulaceae. The record is from RefSeq and is a predicted model, not a curated record.
AACUUCAAAAAAAUAAAACUCUGAACUCAGAAAUUCUUGUCCACAUUGAUUAUCACAAAAUGGUUAAUAAUACUAAAGAAAACAUCAAUUUCACUACACAGUUUCCCCUUAGCAUACAAAUACAGUUAACCAGAUAGACAGAGAGGCACACAACAUAGGAAGCAGAACUAAACAUAGUCUAAAGCAGGAUGAUGCAAUCAUUUGCAGGACAUAAUGUUCAGUUCUCAACUUCCCUUUUCUGUGGUUUAUACGACGAAACCUAUCCGAGAGAAAACUAUACUCACUCUUCCACUGUCACCACAACCGACUCCUCUGAUAGUUCCUUGUACUCGAGUUUUGAAGCCUUAUUCCCAGAUGCGUUUACUGAACUCACGAGUUUGCAAAACGAUACUGCCAUGGAUCAUUUAGAGUCCAGAGAGUUUGAGGAUUUCUGGCAAUGGUUAAAUAACAGUGACCAGCCAAAGGGGGAUAUGUGGAGUCCUAGCCUCUCAGUGGUAUCGAGUGAGGCUUCAAUGGUUCCAGGGACCGGGAUGGAAGUAGACGGCCUAACGAGCCUUCAUCACUUGCUAGAGGCUUAUGCAGAAGCCAUAGAAGAUGGGCACAAGGAGCUAGCGGAGGUGAUUGUGAAGUGCGUAACUGGAAAAGUGAACCCGUUGGGAGAACCAAUCGAACGUGUUGCUUUCAACUUGUUCCAUCCCUCGGAAGAUCUCCAGAAAGAAUCAAGCAACAAUUUCGAAGCAGCAUUCAUGGCCUUUUACCAAAUUCUCCCGUAUGGGAGAUUUGCUCACUUUGCUGCUAACUCAGCCAUCCUUGAAGCAUUACCAUCUUCUGCAGAAAGAGUUACCAUAGUAGACUUUGACAUGGGAGAAGGAAUCCAAUGGCCUCCACUGAUCGAAGCCAUGGGUCCGAGACCAAUAUCUUUGAAACUCAUAUCCAUAAAAACAGAACAAGGGUCAAUUGCAACCAGUAGUCGCUGGAGAUUCGAGAAUACACGAAGAAGACUUUAUGAUCAUGCAAGGCAAUGCGGCCAAAAAUUGCAGGUCGAGGAGAUGACCAUUGAGGAAUUAGUCACUGAAACGAAACGAAGCACUGGAAAACAACAAUGGUUAGCCUUCAACUGUAUGUUCAGACUGCCACACAUGACUAAGAAGCAACCAAGAAGUCAAGCCAUGGAGUUCUUGAAGAUAGCUAAAGAAUUGUUAUCCUCUUCAGCAAUCCCAUCAGGAAUCGUUGUUUUUGCAGAUGGAGAACCCCGGGGCAAUGGUGAUUCCUCUCCCGGUUACACUUCUUCCUUUAACAAUCAAUUCAUACACUAUAAAUCCCUGAUCGAAUCAAUGGAAUCCUAUUUCCCAGUCAAUCUCGCAGAAGCAAGAAUCGCCUUGGAAAGUCAUUUCUUUUCACCUUUCAUCUGCUCUACCUCCUGGUUUCAAGACUGGCAAGAGAGCAAGAUUAAGGGAACUUCCAAUCUUAUGGCAGAAACAGGGUUACAAGGCAGGAAACUAAGCAUGGAGAAUUUAAUCCAAGCCAAAGUACUGGUGAGUGAAAGAGAGACUGCAUAUAAAGUCAGAAUCGAAGAACAGAAGCAGCAUGAGAUGAUCUUAGAAUGGAGAGGAACUCCAUUAAUGGGGGUUUCUACUUGGAUGUAAAAAAAGACAAGAAUCUAAGACAUAGGAACUUAGGAAGUUACACAGCUAAGGAAAUUGUUUAUAAUAUAAAAGAGCACUAUUUUAUCCACAUUUGUCUUUCUUGCAUUCAAAAUAUAAAGCACCAUUAGAAUACAGUGUGAAGACAACAAUACAGUCCUACUAAAUGUGAUCAUCUUUAAAAAAUUACAACUAAAUAUGAAAUUAAAGUAAUAUUCAAAAACUAAAAUUAAGUAAUUAAGUAUAUUAAUUCAGUCAAACUCCUCUCCCAUCCAAAUUCCAAAGGAGCCAAUUGAUUCAAAGAAGCAGGAUAGGUACUGAAACAAAAGACAACUGUCCGGUUGAGCAGGGCCCCAUCACCAUUUUCCUGAGAGAAUAAACUCAGGAAUAUUGGUUAGAAGAAUAAGUUAAUAUGCAAAAUCCAAAAAUCUUCUCCACUCUCAAAAUUGUCCAUUUCUUACUAAUAAGCUC